Messenger RNA from Dunckerocampus dactyliophorus (ringed pipefish), 3023 nucleotides. RefSeq names its product glycolipid transfer protein-like. Gene Ontology annotation, molecular function: ceramide 1-phosphate binding; ceramide 1-phosphate transfer activity. Gene Ontology annotation, biological process: ceramide transport; intermembrane lipid transfer. The transcript is spliced from 5 exons. The coding region runs from base 81 to 710 and encodes 209 amino acids. The record is from RefSeq and is a predicted model, not a curated record. Gene Ontology annotation, cellular component: cytosol; membrane; cytoplasm. NCBI's taxonomy places the organism in Eukaryota, Metazoa, Chordata, Actinopteri, Syngnathiformes, Syngnathidae.
UCCCCGUCACGAGCGGGUCGUCACCACAUGAAGGAGUAGUGGUAGUGGGCGAAAAAGAAGGACGAGGACGGAGCGGCGAAAUGUCUCUUCUUCUGGACAACCGCUUUGGACAGCUUCCUCCUGACAACGCCGUCAACACCAAACUCUUCUUGGAGUCUGUCUCCCAUCUGCCGUCCUUCUUUGACUGCUUGGGAUCCAAAGUAUUCUCAGUGAUCAAGUCGGACAUUAAUGGCAAUAUUACGAAAAUCAAAGAAGUCUAUGUGAAAGACCCAGAGAGGUACGUCACCCUGCAGCACAUCCUGGAGGCCGAGCGACAAGACUUGGCUACUGAGUGGCCCAAAGUGGGAGCGACGCUGGCUCUUAUGUGGCUCAAGAGGGGUCUCCGUUUCAUACAAAUCCUGCUGCAGAGUUUGGUGGAUGGAGAGCGAGACCACAACAACCCCAACCUCAUUCGGGUCAACAUCACCAAAGCGUAUGAACAAGCACUAAAGAAAUAUCACGGCUGGUUUGUACAGAAGAUUUUCAAUACGGCACUAUAUGCAGCGCCCUACAGAUCCAACUUCCUCAAGGCUCUGUCCAAAGGAGAGGAAGUGAAAGAGGAGGACUGUUUAGAGAACGUGCGUCAGUUCUUGAUCAACUACACUGCCACCGUGAAUGCCAUCUAUGACAUGUACAUGCGCCUCAAUGCAGAGCUGGACUACACGGUUUGAUGUCAGAGGACAGUAUGAGUGGACUGGAAUUAGUUUAUCUGUGUCCUUUACAUGUGUGGUAUUUAUUAUUUAUUUGAUUGUUUCCUUACGACAUAACCUGUGAAGCCUUACAUCCGGAUGAGUGUUCCAUUUUAGUGUCUUUUAAACUCUCAUGCAUCACCAUUUAGUGCUUUUGUCUUUCAGGAUGUUGUCAAGAGGAUGUGGUCAAAUAAAUGCAAAUUAAAUAUAUUCAUCAACAACAAAACACAGAUUUAAAAAAAGGGUUUGAUUGAAGAACGUGGUUCUAUUGUUUUAGCAUUUGUUCGUAUGCUAAUUUAUUCAGUAGAGUAUUCAAAUGUAGUUCAGUUGAAAAUGUGGGAGUGGCUAACAUUUUUGCAGCAGAUUCCCAAAAACACAAGAUCUAUUAGGUUUUUAAAAACAGCGCACGGCUGUCAUAUAGAGGAUCUUUUACUAAGGAAGACAAGCAGUAUAGAAUUUUUUUUCAGUAGUGUCUUAAAAACAGCAGAGCACACAUUUUUUAAUGAAUAAACAAAUUAUAAAUAUUAAAAAUAAUAUUUAAUGUUUGUGUCUAUCAACCAUUUGGUGAUGUAAACAUUUGAAAUAAAUAAUAAUACUGAACAGAGAAGUCACUAGUUUUCUAAAAUGUAGCAUAAAAAUGUAGUUAAAUUGCCCUUCAUUAUUUAUACAUUGUCCAUAGGUAUGAAUGUGGGUGUGAAUGGUGGUUUGUCUAUGUGCCCUGCGAUUGGCUGGCGAUCAGUCCAGGGUGUACCCCGCCUGUCGCCCGAAGUCAGCUGUGAUAGGCUCCAGCAUGCCCCCGCGACCCUAAAGAGGAUAAGCGGUAAAGAAAAUGGAUGGAUGGAUGUAGACGACUCUGCUUGAUUCGAAAAUUCAUGCGACCUCAAAUGCGUCUCAACAAACCACGUGAGGUUUUCUGAUUGGCCAGUCGGCGGGCGCAAGAAUAUAAACAGGAAGGAGGUUCGGUAGCUUCACGACUGCAUUAAGUGUGGCCAAACACACAACAUGGAGCAAUAUUGGCGUUUGUUGAUAACUGAGUGAACUUGUUCAACUUAUCCUCGAUGAAAAGAAGACAUGCUGCUAUCAGACAAGCUAACCCUGUCAAUGCGAAACCAAAUAUGGGUAAGACAAUGUUCUUACCUGUUUACACGCUACAUACAGUUAUGCCGUACUGUUUAAUUUUGGGGGAACGAACAAGCGUUUUGUUUAACAACCUAAAAUGUGCUUGUGCGAAAAUCAGGUAAUAAUCACCUAUUAUGUUAGAUGCUUUAUUUUACACUAGGGGGCAGUAUUGGGCCAUUUUGGUGUUUGAGGUCGACAAACAAGUCAAGGCCUUUGCUACAUGUGGUGUUAAACGACCUUAAACAUGUCUUAUUGUUUUUAAUUCAUUAUAAGUAGAUUGGGAAUUGAUGAUAAUGAAACAUUGUUAAUAAUGGUUCAUUUGGAGCACCACUCUACUGGAUUUCACUCCACUAAUCCCACCACAUCAAUCAACCAUCCUCCCACUCUUCUUUCAGGCCAGUUUAUCUGAAGUAUGUCCCCGGAGGUCCGAGUGGCUCCUGUUCCCCUCCCAGAGGAACUAGGCCUGAGCUAAUCGUCUGAACGACAGAGCGAGCGAGGAGAGCAUGUCUGUGUUCCAGGUUGGUUUAUCAGCACGGCGCCCCAGGCCUGUCCUGACAGAUAAAUUGGAUGAAAAACGCUCCAUGUCCAAAGCUGGUACACAAUAGGCUUAAAUCGGCAAAUCACUCCCUGACACUGCCUCAGUGACAACAACACUGACCUUUAGACCUGAAUUAUUAGUUUGAUCAGCCAGAUAUUGCUGUUUUAUUCCCAACGGUGAAUUGGAUGACAUCCAGUUAGGUCAUUUGUGUUGCAAUAUAUCCUCUAAAGACCAUAAGGUGUGCAGACAGGCGUGCAAUAACGCGUCCUCUUCCCCAGUGCUAAAAUUAUUGUGUAUUAUCAUGUGAUUUACAUGCAUGUUGAUGUAUUCAAAUGACCUCGGCUUCAGCUUCCAUCCAUCUGGGCUCUAAACAGACCACAAAAGGUAUUAAAAUGAUCUCUUUUCAAUUUGCAUUAUUCAUAGAAUUUUAUUUAUUUAUUUAUGGCAUCAGUUGUGCAGCCAAGCCAAGACGCUGCUAACAUUAUAUACACGUCAAAAUUGCAAGAUCCUAACAAAAUAACAUAGAUUCCUUAAAAAUCAAAGAAUAAAUUGAUUUCUCCUGGAUACUACUGCAAUAAAAGCUAAACCAAUGUCUCAUGUAUUCUUGAUUUUUACAAAUAUGCAUCUUUUUGAUUUUU